AAAACAUUAAUAAUAUUCAUUAAAAGAUAAUAUUAUUAUUAAAUUAAUAUCAAUGUUAGAUGCGCUUAAAGUUUUAUUUAUAUUGACCGGAACAAGCACUUAUCUUGUCACCAAAUACGUGAAAGUAGGCAUUGAAUCCCCCGAACACCACAAACCAAAGGGCACCGACACUCACCAUCAGCACCAGUCAACCAACACUCAUGUCAUCGAUCCAUCCGAACCAUCAGUUCCAUCGUUGCCAACACUGCUUCAUAAUGACGAUCACAUGAAUGGCAUGAAUGUCACCAAUAGGUUGUCUAUCGCUAAAUACAAUGACAGCCUAAACGACGACAACAACCGCACUUUCAAUGGCAGUCAACCCAAUCAAUGGCUUUAUCGCAAUCCGGGUCUACACUCAGUCAACAAUAGGCAUCCAAAUGAUUUCCAGCAUAACUGGUAG
This is a messenger RNA of Oppiella nova, 439 nucleotides long. Lineage: Eukaryota; Metazoa; Arthropoda; Arachnida; Sarcoptiformes; Oppiidae. The record is from the annotation of a GenBank genome assembly.